GUUUAUAACUCUGUCGCGCCUGAGUGGAUUUUGCAUUUAUAUUAUACACAAAAACUUUAUGCAAAUAAUACGAAAUUUGAUUAAGUAUGUGUUAGACAAGAUAUUUCCACAAUCCUGUUUCGGUAAGAAAAUAGCCGCCAUGACAGAUAAAGAGCAAAAGAAGCCCUCGUCACCUUCGAACUUGGUUCGAGUGGGUUCUGGCUUAGUAAACAAGUUGGCACUUUUAAACCCAGUGACCGGCGAAUCAGACGAACCCAUCUUGGUCGGUUUUGAAGAUGUCAGUGCUGCAGCGUAUAGGAUACGAAAAGGAAUUAAAAAAACACCGUGUGAGGUAAAUAUCUGUAGAAAACUAGCUAUAAUUUUACAACAUCAUGGCUGAAUGUUCUUAGGGAUCAGUGUUUGUAACGUCGGACGGAAGCGUUCUCCGGUAGCUCAUAUUUAUGCCCCGGGAAUAAACAUUAUAAUCUGCCUGAUUAUAAUAACAUCAAUUUCCGUUGUAUUUAGUGACUACCCUUUUGGCAGAUCGGAAAGUUAACGAUUUGGGUAAAAACGUGUUAUUUUUAAUAUUGUUAGAGCAUUACUAAUAACAAUCAUGAAGAUUUGCCACGUUCCAUACAUAGACGUCACAGUAUGUUAAAAACAAAACAAACAAACGACUUCUAUAAUUAAUUUCCAAACCUUUCGUACCAGUUAAAUGAAUAGGAACCCAUUUGGAGGGGAGUGGGGGUGGGGGGCUAAUAAAUAGUUGUGGGUUGUGGGUGAUGGGUAAAGUGUCGUGAAACAGAGGCGGCUGCCGGCUAAUUUCAUCGGCUGAAAAAGAGCUUACCACCGGAUCAAAUUGCUCUGGAAAACAAAGACAAGGCCGGGGUAAUUUUGAAGAUGCAGCAAAGUAAAACAGUCGGUUUGACAAUUAAAAAAGCCGGCUUAUCUUUUCCUUAGCUACAUCCGAGUUAAUGUGACCACCUUUGGGCCAUAAAAUCCUGGUCGUAAUAAUAAGGUCAGGUUGCAUUAACAGGGACCUAUACAAAACAUGGACCCCCUAUCCAUGGACCCCUUCUUGGACCCCGUCCAUGGACUAACCAUGUGGACCACCCCUAAUUUGUGAAGAUGAAUUUUAUCAGAGGUCUUAAUGAACUCUAGGAAGACCUUAAAAAACUGCUCUCAGGCAAGAAGUCUUAGAAUGAAACUGAAUUUGCCUUUUAAGCUUUCAUAUCUGACAUCAAAUUUCGCACUAACCCUGGGUUAACUUAACCCUGCUUUGAACAGCCUGACCCAGGGCUUCCAACAAAACCUUCGAAAAAUCCCAGGAACAAAAAUUAACCCUUAAAAAAUCCCAUGCCAAAUUUCCUACAGAAAAAGGGCAGUCCUUAAUAAACUGGCCAAUAAACACAGCUACUUGGAUGAGUGAUCAACUAAAUAAAUGAAAGUCUUGUUGGAUAUACACCCCUGGCCAGUACAUCCUGCAAAGUUAAAUGUCUAACCAGGGGUAAGUGUGAAGUGUGUGUUAAUAUCUUGCCUUUUCUGAAAAUUCAGGACUUUUCAUGAAGUUUAUAAAGAAACCGCAAACACCUCUGGAAAAUAGUCAAACUGAAUCAGAUUUGUUACUUCUCAAGGAGUACAGGAUUGGAGGAUUAAAAACCGUGAAACAUACAGUAUGACGUCCGAUGAUUAUGAAUAUAGAGGGCAAUUGUUAUCGGCUAGUGUGGCUUUUUAUCGAGAAGUUCUUGACAUUAAUUAUUUUUAUCUUGAUGUUUAGAACUUCAUGACUCAAUUUUCGGACAAAAUUGAUUUUUAACGCUUUUGAAGGCUAUGUAAUUACUGAACAUUGAAAUAAUUGUAUCAUCUUUCCUACAGUUUUUUAAUGCCAACCCUCAUUGACUAAGGUUCACUUUCUCCUUGCAAACUGGAGAAACCACCUAAAACAUGCACACUAAUCGGUUUUGCUUUCUUUUCAGAGAUCCAGCAUGUCAGAGACUCUAAAUAUGGAUUUGUACUUCAAGAAGGAAUACCUUCAGCAUACUGGAAGGUCUGUAUGCAGUCAUUACAUAAUUUGUAUAAUCAUGUUGUUGUUAAUUUUAUUUCAGGUAAUUUUUCUUUUUCUUUUGUUUUUGGGUAUGGUAAUGUAUGCUAGUGAAGUUGAAACAACAACAAAAAAAAACAACAACGAAAUUACCUGAGAUUAAAAAAUUAACGACAGCAUAUACCUUAAUAGUAUAGUUUUACUUAGUACUGAUAUUUUUAAUUCACUUUCUUCACGACCCAUAACUGGGUAUGUCAUUCAGACUGUGAAACCCUUAAUCAUUGAAGCCUAUACCAAAUCACGUUUUGCUUUUUGAAAAAAAUCCCUUUCGUAAUAUUGUAAACUCAGACAAUAUAGAUCCAAGUAUAACUUAAGGCAGUCUGAUUUCUCCGCUGCCAGGUACAACACAGUAACAUAUGGCAAGCACUCCCUCCACCACUUGGUGCCCAGUCUCUGGGGAAAAUUAUCCCCAGACUUGAGAGAAGUUACCACCUUAAAAUGUUUCAAAAACAAAAUAUGUACAUUAGAUAUAGUUACACUAAUGGAUAAUGGAUGCACGUGUUGUCAUGCAUCUCUGCAAUUCAUAGACACAUUUGUCAUACUGUAAAUAUUGUUAAUGUCAUUUUUUUUCUUUUAAACCUGCGCUUAUAUUUAAAUAUUUUUUACUUUAAUUUACAUUUAAUUAUUUUGUGUCCCCUAAUUAGCAUAGGUUUUUAACCUAAGCCAGGAGGCUUCUUUAGACACCUUAAUAGAGUUUCAUCAUCAUCAUCAUUGUAAACUCAGACUAUGGACCAGAAAAUUUGAUUCUUCAUACCACUGAUUCAGUCCCCAUUUUAUGUCACUUAAUUCUAUACCAACACUAUCUGCUUUAAAUAUGCUGUAAAACAAGACUUUUAUAAAUAUUCAAUGGUGCAAACGCAUGUAGCCAAAAUUAAAGUGUUCUAGACUAGGAGCUGCAAUCGGCCAUGGUAUUGUGUAAUUACAUGUGUUGUAAAUAUCCUUUUGAUAAACAGAGCAAUUUUGUACAUUUGGAUUUGUGUAAGAGCAGUAACUAACUUACUAUAAUUUUAUCGUUUGUUUUGACUUUGAUCAAUAUGUCAUGUGAUUGCUUUAAAAGGUGAUGAUAAUUGCAAUGACCAUGACAAUAUCAUUAAUGGUUGGUGGUUUUGUGAAGUAAAGGAAAACAGAGAUACACUGUAUGAUCUGCACUGUACUGUAGGCUACAGGCUACUAAAAAGUGUUUUCUCGCAAAACCUCCACGAAUGAAUAGAUUUAAUACUGUAACUGGCGAGUAUUUGUGAUGUGUUCUUUUUAGUUUUCUGAUAUAUCAUUUUUAUGUGAUUUAUUCAUUUUAGCUUCAAAGAAAGAGGUGCUAGGAACACACUGCUCUUGUUGUCUAAAGUAGGUGUAAGUGGAAAUGUAUUUUUCCAUGUCUGUUUCCUCAUAGACAAUGGAUGAAUCCUUACACCUGUAUUUUCCUCAAGGAUAAAAAGAAUGAGAGGAUUGGGAAACCAUGUAAAGAUUGCCAACUGCAUGUUUCUUUUCCUCAUGGGAAGCAAUUUCUUUGAAGGUGUGCUUUUGGAGCUUGUACAUUUCUCUUGCUUGUUAUUAUCGCCUAUACGGGAAAAAAUACAGUGGCACUCGGUUUUAAUGUGGAUACCUACCGAUACCGGUCACGUGGAAAGCUCGCAUUAUAUAAAUUUAUCUUAGCACACAUGACAUUGUUUAUUGAUACCCUUUCAUGACCAAUUUGAAGCGUUUCCAUACAAAGUUAACAUCCCUUUCUGGGCAGUGGUAAUCUAGAUCUCCAGCCAGAAGGUAUUAUACCCAGUGAUAAGUUAACAGUGGGGGACUUAGGGUCCAAACUUCCCACCACCUACACCUUGCACUCACGGCUCCCACCCCUUUUUUUCUUGGCUCUCUCCCUUUAGCCCAAUUUAUUCUGCGAAAUAUUAAGCACUAUUGCAUAAUUCCCUCCUAUUUCUCCUACUUCCCGCACUUCUGGAACUCCCCACCUCCUGGUUUUCCACUAAAGGUGAUGUUACACGGGACGCCGGACUAGCAACAACGAUUUUUAAAUAACACGGCGUUACAACAUUGUUGUUACAUUGUUUCGAAUGGCUGCAAUACUGUUCCAACAUUUGAACCCAGUGUUGCGCUAAAAAUCGUCAUUGCGCAUCUUCCCGUGUAACAUCACCUUGAGACUUAAAGUUUAAUACUGUACUCAUUCCAACCUCUAGCUUAACAAUAUUUUUACUAUUGCCGAUGCACAAUGUCAGAAAGUCCUGCUUUUCUGUUACUUUACAGCAGCGUUUUUUUUUCAGGAGCAAAAGAAGAAAGGAGUAAUAGCAGCUUCGGCUGGGAACCACGCCUUAGCAUUAUCAUAUCAUGGAAAGGACCUUGGGGUUCCUGUGACUGUUGUAAUGCCACUGAACGCACCUAUCAUGAAGAUUUCAGCAUGCAGGAAACAUGGUGCUACUGUGCACGUGAAUGGUGCAGAUCUUAUUGAGGUGUAAAGAACCGAAUAGUUAACGACGCCGAUGAGUUCGAUAAGAAAUAUAUGUUAUCAUUCUACAUAAAAUUGAAAAAAUAUCUUCAAUAAAAGAAAGUGGCUAUGCAAAUUUGGAGUACAUUAAAAAUAUAAAGAGACGUCAACGGAACCGCUUAGGUACAUGACCACGUAUGUUAUGUUGUCACUUUUCAAAAUUCAAGAGUUGGUUCUUGGUAUUUUUCUUGAAUCAGUACGCUUGAGAAGAUAACAAGGUUUAACUCUCUCAUAGCGCCGCUUUAAGCGACCAAUUUUUAAAUAACCGUUUUGUUUCUCAAUCAAAUACUGCUUCAAAAACUCUCCCGUAAGCGACCACUCAGAUAUACAUGUGACGUUUUCCUCAACUCCUCAACAGUACACGAUUUUAUUGGUUACGUUAGGGUUACAUGACAUCUAAGAAUACUAUUGUUUCCCGCCAAAAGUCUCUGAGUGCUCAAAACUGCAAAAUCUGAGACGGUUCAUUUACCCGCGAAUGUUCAUCGUUAUAUUCAUACAUUUGAACACGUGUGUCUAGCCUGAGAAAACAACCGACGUUUGGCGACGUUACCACUGGUUUCCCCGCGAAAUGACGUCUGAGAAACGAGCGCAGAAAUUCCAUACUGAUGACGCGUCACUACCCAGAUCUUGGUAGUGCUUCUGAUUGGUCGUGAAGCGUGGGAAAUUUGAUUCAACCAAUCAGAAGCACUACCCAGAUCUGGGUAGUGACGCGUCAUCAGUAUGGAAUUUUUUCGGCCCUUCGGGCCUCAGUUUGGUCUUUAAAAUUGAAAAAAAAAUUGAAACGUCUCCUAUUAACGUAUGCCGUAAAUUAAUUGCUCUGUCUGCGUUUACAGUCAAAAGAAAUUGCUCUGAAGAUGGCAAAGGCAAAUGGAUUAGCAUAUAUCAAUGGGUGAGUUUAAUAAUUGAACAGUUAAAUGAUUAUAUUCUCGUUUCAUCACUGGCGUGAUCUCCUCAGGGGCCUCUUACUUAAAACUUAAGUAACGUCAUUUAUAACUGCCAACGUAUGGCGUUAAAAUGAAGGUUUUCACUGGCGUAUGUUUGAUAUGGUAACCAGUGCAGGGGCGACCAUAGUACGACAAAACUUAACGUACUUCAAAAACGACACGCAGCGUUUCGUUCUAUAUCUAAACACCGAGAAGUGGGCUGAAAAAUCGGAUGAAAAAGGAGGCGCAGCAAAAUAUUUUAAGACCGACUUUGAAGUGUCUGGACCUGGACGUCAGAUGCCAGGAGUGUUUGUUUAAUGUAGCUUCUCAAAUGAACAAUUAUUAUUAAAGAAAUUGAAAGCUGAAGUUCCCAAUUUGGUUAUUAGUAACUGAUGUCACAACCAUCAUCACGGUAGCAUAGAGUUUAUAAGGCCAUUUUCAAGUUCGAAAAUAACUCUCUCUUUCAGAACGAGGCCAAGUUGUUUUACAUUAGCGUCACUUCGAAGCAGAGGCUUAAGACAACUCGAAAAUAACUAGCCUGGGACCAAGCUCAUCCGCACUGGGGGAAAAAGUAGAAAAAAAUCGGCGUGGGCUGUCUUUUUCCCCCACUGCAGAGCCUGGUUUCCUUUGUUUUGUCUUAGUUUGGGAAUGUUAGUACACGUAAUUGUAAGGCUCGGUUGAAACCUCGUAUUUUACAUACAUGUAUGCCGAAUCUGAUGCAAAUGAACGAGAGGAAAAGAUUUUCUUCGGCACAUGUGAAAUGCUGCGUUUAAAUUGGGCCCAGAGAGCUAUGGCAAGAGUUCUUGUGACAUUACACGUAAAAAGGUGAAGUCGUUUCUGUGAGCUGCAGUUUUCAGAUGGUUCUAUUUUUCUUUUUAAGGUACGAUCAUCCUAACAUCCUUUCUGGCCAGGGUACGUUGGGUCUGGAGAUCGUCGAAGAGGUACCUGAUUUGGAUGCGGUUGUGAUCCCUGUGGGCGGUGGAGGCUUAUUGGCUGGUGUGGCUGUGGCAGUCAAAGGAUUACGCCCUGAUGUUCAAAUAAUCGUAAGAAGAACCCUCAAUAAAUUUUCUCGUUAUAGCAGAACAGGGUUCAGAAAAGUUAGAUCAUUCGGCCUAAAGGUAAAAUUCUAAGAAUAUUCUUAAACAAAAUAUUCUCAAAAAAAUGCAGAAACAGUUUCGAAUGCAUUGUUUACGGGAUGCUAUUUAUACAAGAACUCAAACCAUCAUUGAUUGUGCAAUCGGAUCCGAUUCCUUUUAAGCCUUUCUACAUAACUAUGAAGCAUGCACGAAUAUCUACUUUAUUCAAACUUCAGCUCUUUAGACAACUUUGAAAUUUAAGAUUUUUCACCCUUGAUAAUGAUGUGUGAUAAAUCGAAACGUCUUGUAACGUUUUCAAGUUCAAUUUUUCUUAUUCCUAAACACUUCUUAAAUGCUUAAUCAGUUCAUUUCCUUCAAAGAUUUUAAAGUAUUUGUUGAGAGUUUAUUAUGUUUUGAAAAACUUUUUAGUAUGGGUUUUCCUGAACUUUGCGUAUAACUUGUUGCGGGACUGUCUCGCAGUGCUGUGAUGAAUUUCCUUGCUUACAUUUACUUUUUCAUAGUAUUUUAACAUUCUGAAAACUAAACUCCCAUCGUCACGUUUUUGUUGACAAACGACAAGUUCAUAACGUGCUCAGGUUGUACAAAGACUUAUCAUAAGCGGACAACCCAAAGUACAAGACCAACCAACACGAUAGCAUCUGAGUUGCCUUGCAUUUUGUUUUCAACAAAUGGCUUCGCGAACAAAGUUGUCUGUGCAGACUUGAGUUUGGAUUACGAGAACUCUUUCUUCUUCCCUAAAUGCUUUGAACCUCGUGUUCCUUUUUUUUCCCUCUUCCAAAAAGACGCUUGUAAGUAUAUCAUAAAACAUAUUUAUAAGUAAAAGUGAAUUAUAUCGAAUUCCCCGGUUUAAGACGAUUUGCUUCUUAUAAUAAAUAAAUGACACUGAACCUUUUGGAGAUUUCAAGCUAUUUCAAAAACAUCUUAAAAUUUAAAAUUAAAAUUCACUUUAAGUUUAAUCGUUAGUUCAAGAUGUCACUCCUCUGAAAUAACAUGCUACAAUCGUAAGGUAAGACGUGUGUUUCUUAAACUUUUCUUAGACACAAGAAAAUUAAAUCGAGAAUAUUAAUUUAAGACGUUUAUAAACAUCAUAUAGAAAAGUAAGAGCUUACCCGUCUUAAUUUUAAGAUGGUCGCCCUCUUAAUUUAAGACUCUAUAUCUUAAGAUAAGUCGGCUUUAGGCUUAAAUUAAGAAGGUGACAAUCUUAGGUAAGACGCUGGGAGUCUUUGGUUUUUACGGAGGGGACGUCGUGAAGUUUUCCUUGCACAAGAAUAAUAAUAAUAAUAAUAAUAAUAAUAAAAUAAAACAAAUAAUAAUAAUAGUAAUAGUAAUAACACAUUCUUAUAUGGCGCAUUUACAAAGCUCAAUGCGCCUACAUCCCCUUUUCUUGCAAACAAACUUGAACAGAAGUGCCGUGUAGAGAAGCCCUCGUCCAGGAUCAGGAUGAGUCCUAGCAAGGAGGAUUUUCCUGCAUAUUACAUUUAAGCGUCGUUUAGUUACCAGCAUUAAUCGUGUCUAUUUCUCUACAGGGAGUUGAAUCAGAACGCUGCGCCAGCUUUCAGGCCGCAAUGGCUGCUGGUCAUCCAGUUAAAAUAGAAGCCAAUCAGUCUCUGACAUUAGCCGAUGGUAAGGCACUGUCCUUUCUGUAUAGAUCUCUUAACAUGACCUCUUCUGCUCCCAAGAUAGUUUUGUAAGAGUUCCAAGCUGAUGCAAAAUCGUAAAAUGCUAAAAAAGAGAUAGCAAGGUUUCAUUUUAAUGACACGCCCUCUUGAGAAUUUCUUCCUAGUUUUAAAGUGGUUCGACUGGUUCGACCAGUAUUUUUGUAGGUAGCCUUCCACCAUUGAACCUCUUACACCUAAACGGCUUCAUGUUUGUUUUACCUCGAUUACACAUAGACUGCCCUAUAUUUUGGGAUUGAAUACAUAUCGCUCGACAAGGACUUCUUGUUUCAGCUAGCUCUGUAUUGAAUUUUAACCCUUAUCCGUUAGUUCUCUGGAAAUGCUUUACCCCACAAUGCACGUAUACAUUGGCCGGGUUCUGCUAAGAGAAGUUUCACAAAAUUCAAUGCAGGAAAUUUUGAGAUAUUUUGGAAUUACUACCGUGAAAAAAUGUAAUUUAUGCGUGAACCUAGGACGUCUGAGCAAAUUUCCUUCUUAGAUGUUUGCAGAUAGUUUUUCCCAUUUAUUCUUUUUAAAAAAAAUGUCACGUAUGUACGUUAUCCAAACCAGCUCAAACCGCUGAAAGCAGGUACCGCUUCGCGAUCUGGAAAACGUGAUAAUGAAUCAGAACCAAUCUGGGUAAAACACAAGGCUGAGCUCUUUCAUAUAAUUUCUACUGUCACGAAAGAAGCGGUGAAAUUGAAAUUCGCGGAUUGAUUUUCUUUGCUAUUGAUCAGUGUUAGAUACAAUCAGUGAGUUUGAUGUCUGCCCGCAAAUAGCAAAAGCUUAACAAGGUGGGCAGUGGUUAUGGUUAUAGAGUCCCUAGUUGUACCACUGAAUUUACAUCUCUUCACUAUUUCAGCCUUUUUGUCUUUAUUUUCUUUCCCUCUGUAGUAUUAAAAUCCCAUUUAAGACUGUACUGUAGGAAAACUUGAAGGGAGCCUGGUGCGCUGAACGUGGGAAAUCCAAGGUGCCACCUAGCAUAGGAUUUUUAUGAAACAACUAAGAUUUCCUUAGUCGCCCAAGAACAAAACUAAUUAAGACACCAGGGGCCGUUGGCGCUGCUAAGGCACAACCCUAUGAUUGGUUUCUAUUUUAGUUUGUUGUGUCACAGAUUUAAACCGUUUUUAUACUCUAUUGUGACUUCUUUGAUUACAUGUCCUCUGUAGGGCUGUGUGUGUCCAAGGUUGGCUCCAACGCCUUUGCAACUGCCACAGGGAUGGUUGAUAAAGUAAUAAGUGUCAGGUAAGAUUCACAGGAACUCCAACUUUCAUACACUUUGAUACUUUGUUUACAAACAGCCAUAAAGGAGGAUCAAGAGGUGAUCCUUUUACUGACGGAUAACCCCUCUGUAGUAUUGGAAACCGCCGCAAAGGUUUGUAAAAUAAACACACACUUUAAUUCAUCAUGGCGGCCCUUACACUAAUUAACGACACUUUUUGGGCGCUCACAGUCCUGGCCCCAUAUGUUCAAAAGAUGGAUAGCGCUAUCCGCCGGAUUAAUCACCAGGGAAACCACUAGGGAGACCAACUGCGCUAUCCACUCGACAGAGUUUUACCUCCGGUGAAUAGCGUUAUCCACCUUCUGAACAACUGAGGCCCGGAUCAUGAUCAAGGCGGCAUACUAGGGGUAGUGACUGCCAGAGAUUUGUACUACGAACCUUGCGGUUUUUCCGCCCUGCAAACGGUUUGGUUCUUCGCGUGCACAGAUGUCUAGACAGAAAUGGCACUGGUCCGGGCGUGUCCAGCACUGGGAGAGCUUUUGAUAAGUACAGUAUAGUUGUUCGGUGUGAAUACGUUAAGGCUUAUAUUAAGUCAGUAAGUAUGGUCUAAAAUCCAGCGUAGCAUAAAAUCUCAGUGGUUAUUGUUUUUUUCCUUAGAACUCUAUGAAUCUCUUGUUCUCGGGAAAGUCAUGUCGUCAUGUCUCUUGCGUAGAAACCGAAAUUAACCUUGUUAUUUCAGUGAGGACUUCAUUGCCCUCGCCAUUUUGCGUCUGAUUGAGGAAGAGAAAGCAGUCGUUGAAGGCGCCGGAGUGACUGCCUUUGCUGCUGUUCUUGCUGGAUUGUUGCCCGAGCUACAGGCUAAAAAGUAGGUGGAUGAAUGAUAUUACGGUAAAUGUACAAGAGAUCGUAUAAUGAGUUUCCGAAAUUAAAUCAAUGAGGGAUACUGGCAGUAAUUAAUGUCAGCGUAGUUCUAUCCAUGGUUAGAUCUGCAACCGGUUUGCUAAAAAUGAGCAUUAUGGUAUCAACACUAAUACUCGCGUUUCACCCUUUUGCAUUAGAAGGAUAUAUUGCUGAUUUCUCAAACAACAAAAACUGCAAGUUCAUAUCCCGUCCAAGGUCUUAUCUUUUCCUGGAGUAUUUCAGGAUUUGUCUUAAACAUUUGAAUAAGCGUUGUGAGCGAUGUUGUCUAUUUUAUGUAUGGAAUUGUUUGUUUAUUGACCUCUGGUUUUACCUUAAUCUCUGUGUGUGUUGUUUGAGGAGUGGCACAUAGAAAAGUAGUAUGAUCAACUAAGGUUACAGAAUAAGUUUAAAUGUUUCGGGCGCCAGACCCUUGUCACAGCGCUCUAAAGGAUUCUCCUUGACUAAAGAUCGAGGGACUAAAGUGUCAGUUUUGGGGAAUCUUUUUAUUCUGGCCAGUUGUUGUUAGUGAGUUGGUAAAUCAAACCUCAAGCUAAGCGUAAGGUCGCAGGGAAAAAUCGUUUUGUUGUGUUAUGAAAGACUGUUGCUGAAAAAACUUAACUACGCGUAAACAGGUUUUUCAGCUUAAGCAACACUUUUACUACUUGUUUUCCACCUUUAAUGGUCACUUUGCAAACUUUUAAUGAAAUUUGAGGGUGCCUCAGAGUGACAAGUUAUUCAUCUGGUUUUAAAUCAAACGUCUUUCCUAGGGUAGUUAUUCCACUGUGUGGAGGGAAUAUCGACUCCACAGUGCUGGGUCGCUGUAUUGAUCGCGGUUUAGCCGCCGAUGGAAGGCUCUGUAGAUUUAUCGUCACCGUCAGUGAUAGACCAGGAGGAAUUGCAGAACUAACAAGGCUGUUGGCUUCAAUGGGAGCUAGGUAAACUUAACUUAUGAAAAGCGAUUUUCUGAAAAGUGCUUUCUUUAAUACUUUACUGUGUUUCUGAUUGGCUGACAGUUUUCCGCUCUUUGCGUCGGUUGCCUGUUGUUACCUCCACUUCUGACUGGUUCACCGUACUCCUCUGCGGAAGCCUCUCUCUAACUUCCUUCCCAGCAUGGCUUUUUUUUCCUGAAAUUUCCUUUGCCUCAGAGAUAUGGUAGGAGUGAGGAUGUUUUUUUGUGUCUUAAUUGGUGCUAAGACGCGCGGGCGAGGGAGAGGGGAAAGCGCGCAGGUAAUGCUAGGAAGAGAAAAUAAUUUAUAUUUGUUACGAAUUCAUUUGAUUAUGAACGGCAUCCUCCUAUACGGAGGAGUCGACCAUGGUAUUAGUUUGGUUUCCGUUUUACGGACAGUUACAAAAAGGUAAGUUUGAUUUCUCUUAAUGAAGAAUUUUUUAACUAUAAGUUAUCAGAACUUAGUUUGGAAGACAAAGACUUACGUGUUUCUUACGUCAUCAACAAUCCCGCCAACAAUAUGCCGUUUGACCCUUUUGUCGGGGGUCAUUUUUUUUUACCGUUUUCCGACUCCCCAGCCCCCCCCGGUUUCCAAUCAACAGUGAUUACCGUAGCCGUCGGCUGUUUUUAAAAUCGUUUUCUUGACUGGCCUCUUUUAUUGCAAGAACAUUUGUCCGGUGAUCACUGUUUUGUGUCCUUUAAUCUCAAUGACAACAACAAAGUGCUGUUAUUCUCUCAAUUGAAUUUCAGCGUAAAAGAUAUUUUUCAUGAACGGGCGUGGCUUAUGUCGAGCGUGUUUAGCGUACAGGUGAGUGGGUUACAGUCUAAUCUGUGUACAUUUAACAAACAAAGAAGCCUAAAAUUUAUAUUUCAUUGUUGUGACAGAUCAAAGUUGUAGUGGAAGUUCGAGAUCAGCAGCAUGGACUUCAAGUCAAAGAAGCGUUGGAACUGCAAUAUCCGGAUAAUCUGCUUUGGGGACUGGACUCGGGCCUUAAGGACCUCACUUGUAAAAAGACAGGAAUAUAACCAGAAAAAAGUGCACCACAAAUUCAUCCAAAUAUCAUGAUAUGCUUACAAAUCUUAGGUGUAAAAGAUAGUUUCCUAAUUUCUGUACCACUUCUCUAGAGUAUAAAAUGGGUUAUUUGGCAAUUCAUAGAGAUUGUAAACGUGAGAACACAGGCGAUAUCACGCGGAAACUGUCGCGUGUUAUUUUUAGAAUACUUUUAGAUAAUUCAAAUAACUGUUGUAUGCGUCGCAGUCAAUUCAGUGCAGUGGUAGUAUUACCUGAUUGGUACCUUCCGAUACUCUCGAGCAAUUUUAAUAUUUGCGAUUCUUUUGUGUCGUAAUAUCUUUCUGAAAACAAAACUCCUCUUUCAAAGUGGGCCACACCCUGCAAGCGGAGUCUCUUCGGUCUUCUUGAGUGAGAAAGAGAACAAGGAGGCUCUGUCUGAAUUGUGUCAAGCCUUUGAAUUCGCCCAUGCUUGAACUUCUGGACCUGUCUGUGUAGUCAAACUCAUUUUCCGAGUGCGAGUAUCCGUUUGUUGAUAAUCCAGUGGUUAUAACUGAGCCCGCUGAACUAAGCGCACGGCUUCAUUAGGCCUGGGUUCAAAACGGGGUCCAAGCAACAAGCAGCUACUUGCUCAAAAAAGAUCUUACUCGAUUCAUGCUUACUCGAGUCUUUCUCUAGUAUGCAAAAAUCGAGACCAAGUAAAGGAAAGGCUUUGUUAGCAGGGUGAGUGGGCCAUUAAAUCGGAUUAGAAGCAAAGGGAUAUAUCAAGGUUGCUAUAAGCCAACUUGUAAAUAGGUCAUAACGCGAAAAAUUUCUUUGGAAAC
Messenger RNA from Porites lobata, 13141 nucleotides. Lineage: Eukaryota; Metazoa; Cnidaria; Anthozoa; Scleractinia; Poritidae. The record is from the annotation of a GenBank genome assembly.